AUUCAUCCUACACAAUCGCAAUUUGAAGUUUGACCAACAGAUAUUAAUAAUGUAUGCAAUUGAUAACAUUUAUUAGUACAUACAUAGUAGUUCAACACGCACUUUGGGUGAUAUAAUCUCAUUUCUAUCAAUUUCAUUUUAUAGUAAAAAAUGUCGAUUGUUACUAAUUAUUAAUAUUUAUUUUAAGUGAAGUUUGCGAAAUUUAAAUUAUUUAUGUAAAAUAUGGGGUACUGCUCGUGCACACCCAAAUGCAAAAAAUGGACGACUUUCGGUGUAGCGAUCGCCUUUUUAGUAAUAGGAUUAUUUUGUGCGUUCCUUUGGGCAAUUAUCAUUCACAAAGUUCUUAAUCAUCAACUAGGAAUAUCAACGAAAAGCACCAUAGGGUAUUCGAUGUGGAAAGAAACUCCCAUCCCCAUGUAUCUAUCGUUCUACAUGUUCAAUUGGACCAACGCGGAUAUAUGCGAAAAAAAUGCCUCCGUUAAGCCCCAUUUUACAGAACUCGGUCCGUACGUUUUUUCGGAACAUCACAUCAGAGACAAUGUGACUUUUAACGAUAACGCAACUGUCACUUUUUACAAUAGAAGAAUAUGGAAAUUCGCCCCGGAUAAAUCUAAGGGGAGUCUCAGUGAUAAUGUUACGACUUUUAAUCCAGUGGUUGCUUCUGUAACAAACGUAGUCAAAGAUAAACACUAUUUCGUACAACUAGGCGUGAAUUUUUUCCUCGAAGAAAAACGAGUAACUUUGGCCGUCACCAGAACAGUAAACGAAUUCAUUUUCGAAGGUUACGACGACCCAAUGUUGGACCUUUUGCAUAAAUUGAAUAUUUCCAACAUAAAAAUCCCUUUCACCAAGAUGGGCUGGUUCGUCGAUAGGAAUAACAGCGCACCGUACGACGGUCUGUUUAAUAUGAACGAUGGUGCCGAUUCUAUAGACAAUUUAGGUAUCGUUAGAAAGUGGAAUAACUACGAACAAGUUCCUUAUUAUCCAGGAGAUUGCGGGAAAGUCGAGGGUACGCAAGGGGAAUUGUGGUAUCCGCCUCAUGAGAAACGUUCGAUUAAGAUUUUCUCGAACGAUUUGUGCAGUACACUGGAAUUGGAACGAAAUGGAGAAGACGAAUUACAUGGAAUCCGCGGUUAUAAAUAUCUAGGAACUAAUAAAGCUUUCGAUAACGGUACAUUGUAUCCAGAAAUGAGGUGUUUCUUUAAUCAAUCUGAAUACAGUGGCGUUCGUGACGUAUCACUUUGCAAGUACGGAGCUCCGGCUUUUGUAUCGUUCCCUCACUUCUACCUGGCGGAUCCCUUUUAUAGACGUUCCAUAGAGGGAAUGAUGCCUGAUAAAGGCAAGCAUGAAAUGUUUAUCUCCUUAGAACCCAAUACGGGUUUGCCUUUGAAAGUUCGAGCACAGAUUCAAAUAAAUCUUCGGUUGUUCCAUUUAGAACAUAUCACGUUGGUAUCUAAAAUGAAUACGACGUUGAUGCCGAUCUUUUGGUUCAGCCAAACGGCCGAACUCACAAACGACUUGGCCGAUACCGUUAAAAUGGUGUUGAUUUUACCCUCGGCCGGUCAAUAUACCGGUUACGGACUUUUAGGGCUCGGUUUAUUAUUGGGCGCCAUCGGAAUUUUCAUAACCUACCGUUUAGGAUGGCAAGACAGUGAGGAAGAACAUUUAUUAAACCAAAACGAACUAUAAUAAUAAAAUCUCGAUUUUCUUUUUCAGCAAAUAAAGUUUAUUGUCGACCUAAUGCGGAUUUAAAGCGACGAUAAGAUAAAAAUAUGUUUUUUUUUAUGUACCGUUGUAAAUUUACACGGCGUGUUUUAAAUACGUGCGUACAUAUUAAAGCGGUUAAUAUAAGAUUACUAAAAUCGUAAAAUUAUCAAAUUUAAAUAUUCCCCUUUUUCCGACCUUUAUUCUACGCUUAGCUGCGUUUAAAACCGAACAAAAACUGCAUAAAAAAUAGUAGCGUUGUUGCCACAUGUACAUUUAUCACUAAAUUAAAUGAAAUAGAACAAAUUAAACAAACUCUUUCUUUGUUGAUCAAAUACAAAUUAAUGUUUAAUUAAAAUCAAAAUACUGUGGUAACAUUGUUAAUAACAGACCCACUAGGCAGCUCUCAGCAUUGAAUCAUUAACCAGUUGUAAUAAGUGCGUACUUUUAAAAAACACCCUGUAAAAUAAUCAACACGGUGACUGGCAUGACUAUUAAUCUUUGUUUUCUAGGAUAUUUAAUUGAGAGAAAUUUUUUUAAAUUAUUUUUUCUUGACUAUUUAUUUGAACUCUUGAUUCGCAUUCAAUCGACAAGUUUGCUCGUUUUUCUGGUAACUGUUGGUAGUUCGUUAUAAAAAUCGAGGAGAACGGUAAGUAAACAAAAAUAAUAAACUUUUAUGAUAUUGGCAAACACGAAAUUUUGUUUGGUUCCUCAUCUAAAGCAUUUUCUUCGUGAACUUGAAAAUUGGAUGUUUAGAAAUAAAAAAGUUAUUGCGUUUAAUAAAACUAUACAAUAAAAUUUUUGGAUAAAACCAAAUGGUCUUUAAAACAGUCUUAAAGCCACCAUAAAGCAGUUUCCAUCCAAAAAAGGGCCCGUCCUAACAAACUAAAUUUUAAAACCAAAUUAAAACCAUUUAGUUUUAAUUUUAUAUUCUUAAAAAGUUCUUCAAGGCAACUUUAUUUUAUGCUGGAUAUGGGAUUAAAAGACCCAUUAUUCCCCUUAAGAUAAAACAGUUUUUUUAAUGGGUUUUAAUGAAUGCAUAAAUAAAACUACAUUAAAACUAUUUGUUCCAAAAUGGAUUGUUUUAAAACCAACUUGCUAUUUAAUCCUUUAAAAUAGUACAUUAGUUUUAAAAUAGCCAAUAUCAGGAGUAUUAUAAAACCAGUAUAAGAUCAAUAGGAUAUUGAGCGCAAUUUUUUUUUUAUUUUAAUUUAAAGUGUGCAUUAAAUUCUUUGCAUAACUAUUUAAGAACUUCUAGUUCAUCUUAAAGUAGCUUUAAAACCAAUAUCGUUAUGUUGGAAUAUAUUAAAGCACUUUUAAAACAAAUUUAAAGUGUCUUAAAAUUGUUACUUGGGGAGAUUUUAUAAAUGCACGUUUGGAUUCUCCGCCCCUGGUUAUAGUAGACGCGUAAUUCGGUUAUAAGAUUUCCUGAGAAUAUAAGAUAAUCAUUUUGGCAACAUUUAUCAACCGUAAAACUAUUUUACUUUUAAUAAAUUCGUGCCUAGCCAAUUUCGUAAACAUUAAAAAAACAAUCACUGACUGUAGAAUAGAAAACACAAUCAAUUUUUUACAAUAUAGAUUGAAUACAUAUUUUUUGUUGUAGAUAUUUUUUUACAGAAAAUAAAUCACGGAGCAUUCCUUCAAGUUUAAAUUAAAAUGUGCAUGUAUACAAAAGUACAAACUUCCAAAAAAAAAAAGUCUUUAUUUGCCAGUAAUACCAAGUAUUUAUAAGAUAUUUUAAUAAUUGUAGUUGUAGAUCCUUAUAUAAUUAUAUUUAAGUGCCAAAUUUGAUAUUACCAAGUAAAUUUAUAUUUAAAUAAUGCGAAAUUUUUCCUAUUCUGUUAUUAGCAGCCUAUGAUGCCUUCUCGAUCCAUGGGUUUUAUUUUUUCAUUAUUUCCUGUUUGUUAUCUUUUUUGUUUUAAUUUUUGUUGUCUCAAGAAAACCGUCGAACAUUAUUUUUCCAUAUUUUUUCACCUCAGCUGCAGAAAUAUUGUACCUUACAAAACGGCGCCUAUGCCAAUCCCUAUCCUGUGCAAAAUGGUUAAAACAAUGGCACUUCCGGUGCCAUUUUCCUACGUUUGACACCCUAUAAAGCUCAAACUGACGUAUUUGACAGAACUGACAAUUAAGUUAUCAUAAAAGUCACUAGAAAUACAAUUUCCGUUCUAUUUUUUUUUUGUUUUACCAGUGUAGAUCGUGUAGGAUAUUUUUGUUUGUAUUUUAAGUUCUAAAAAAGAUUGCCAAUGUUUAAUUAAUUUGUGAAAAGAAGGUUCUGUCGUUUAUAUUAUUUUGCAGAGAUGUUUGACAGCAAAAUGACCACUUUGUUUUUUUGGACAAGAUAAUUUUUACAUCGACGUUCUUUAGUUUCUUUUAAUAAAUAUUAAUUAGUUUCUUUUCAAAAAAUGAUGGUACUUAUGGCACAUCCUACAACAGAUUCCUAUGUACUUUCUGAAACACCUGUUCCAUUAUUAACUAUUAUUAAUUAAUAUUAACAGAUCUGUAUUCUAUAAAUAGAGUUCUCUAAACUUCUGACUAAGUUAAUUCAUUUAAUUUCAGAAGUUUUGUUCACUCUGUAGUUAAUCUUAUUGUAUAUAUAUUUUUAGUAUAGUAACGUAUUAUUUUUAACAACAUUGAUAAGCUCAAAAUCUAAGUCAUUUUAUUAUGAUAUAUUGAUCUUAAUUUCUUUUUUGAGUAAAUGAAGUAACAACGUAGAUGAAAACGUAUAUGAGCUGUGAUAGUCUUUGUUUUAUUAUUGCCAUUUAGAUACUUAAAGAAUGGCUUAUUAUAUAUUAUGUUUAGAGGCAUUCUUACCAUAUUCGGGACCAAUUUGAUGUCAAAUUUUCUUUUUACUUAAUAAAAACACCGAUUGGUUUCAUAUGAUAAAAGUGCGAUAUUGUGUAAUCUUGUUUUGUUGGAUUUUACAGGAAAAUAUAUAUAGAUUGUUAUGAAAUAUAUAUUUGUCAACAUUUUUAUAAGAAAUAAAACGAU
Messenger RNA from Psylliodes chrysocephalus, 4692 nucleotides. NCBI's taxonomy places the organism in Eukaryota, Metazoa, Arthropoda, Insecta, Coleoptera, Chrysomelidae. The record is from the annotation of a GenBank genome assembly.